Messenger RNA from Brugia malayi, 960 nucleotides. RefSeq lists its product as uncharacterized. The transcript is spliced from 6 exons. Bases 1 to 960 code for a protein of 319 amino acids. The record is from RefSeq and is a predicted model, not a curated record. NCBI's taxonomy places the organism in Eukaryota, Metazoa, Nematoda, Chromadorea, Rhabditida, Onchocercidae.
AUGAGUAUCACCGGGAGAAUCAACACCACCAACAGCAGCAGCAGUCACAAUUUGAAUUUCAAGAAUAUGGAGAACUUACUGACCGCUGUUUUUUAUGUCUUCAGCAAAUUUGUGGUUAGGACAGCACAAACGCCAAAUCUACUAUUUUUUUCACCGUGUACUUUUCCAUCGCCACUCUAUGAACCUCUUCAGUUUCGCUCGCACUGUAAUCUGAUGCCUCAUCUUCCGUUCAUUUGUGAUUUACAUCAACAGCUUAGCGAUUCUGGCUCCACAGUUAUUCUAGAAGCAUUUGAAAAGCUGAAGUCAGUGCUGGUCAGAAAUGACUCUUCACUCUCACUGGGUAUACUUAUUGUACGGCAAUUGGCACCUCCAGCAAGUUCAUCGGUAGUCUACAGCAAUAAGUAUGAAUAUGGCUGUUUGUUUGAAGAUGAGUGUAUCCAUAUGGACGCUGAGAAGAUACAACAAUUCGUAAUUAGUGCUCGAACCUUUGUAAAGAUUUACGCUUCGACUCUGUAUAAGCGCUGGUUUCUUGAGGAUAAAACCUACAAUCAACCAAAUAUUCUGGCUAUAAUUAUUCUUGAUGGCUUGGUAAACGACGUUCGAAAACUACCUUACGUUAAAAUUUAUACUGGUGAUUUCCGGUUGCUUUCCUCAAUGUUUAACAUCCAGUCAGAAUGUGUAAACAAUAUCCUUCAAGGUUGGCCGUUGCAUAUGGUAAUCGCCGAUCUAAUCGAACAACUUGGUCAUUCACUACGCGAAUUCUGCCUUCUAGAUGGUGGUGUCCGGUUGCAUGCUGUGCCCUCCUGGGCCAUUUACAUAUUUAUCUUCUGUGUUGUCGUAUCUUUUGUAGCAAUUUUCAUGGAAUGGUAUAUUGUGAGGCGGAAAAUACCUUACAAACGUAGUGUUACCGGCAUUCAAUUACAUGCUGGUAAAAGUAAAGCACAUAUUAUUUUCUAUUAA